Molecule: messenger RNA, 18983 nt
Organism: Poecilia latipinna (sailfin molly)
Lineage: Eukaryota; Metazoa; Chordata; Actinopteri; Cyprinodontiformes; Poeciliidae
Product: histone-lysine N-methyltransferase 2C
Exons: 77
Coding region: 469-18231 (5920 amino acids)
Biological process (GO): positive regulation of transcription by RNA polymerase II
Cellular component (GO): nucleus; MLL3/4 complex
Molecular function (GO): protein binding; transcription coactivator activity; histone H3K4 methyltransferase activity
Source: RefSeq, a predicted model, not a curated record
CCCUCCAACAGAUCCCUCCGCGGGGUCACACACACUUUUUACACAACACAAACAAACCAGGCGGUUAUGACAGAGAGCUGGGCCAUACGGACACUCUGCUGGGCCACAGUCUGUUGGAAGGCUGCCUUCAUCCCGGCGCUGGUUCCAGGACGGAGCGGCCACCUGCUGGAGCUGUAGGACAGGUUUUCUGGGAUCUACUUCUCCUGCUGGGGCUGACAGGCGGUGCUUCGGUCGCUCCCAAACAUGGCCUCCAUGACGGAGCGACCACUUCAAGUUUGAUUUCUCACUGAUUAUCUGCGUCCAAACUGCGUGUUUUUCCUUCCACAGCUCACGGGAAUGUUUCCACGGAGCAGCUCUGUACGACAGACACCAGAAGCAGAUGUUUUCUGUCGCAAAAGUUCGGUGCUGAUCACGUCGCUCUAAGUUGACUGAAAACUGGAGAGGAAAAGGAGAACCGCGUCAAAUCAAAUGCCCUCUGAGGCUCGGGAGCCUCGGGACAGAGGACCCCCCCAUCCCCUCACGCGGGCUGGACGCAGCGCUCAGCUGGCCAAAGCUGCAGCCACUAGCUCUGCCACUGAGAAGCGACCCCGCGGGCGGCCUCGGAAGGAUGGGAACCACGGCCGCCCAGCGCCUCCUGCUCCUCCUUCACCCAAAUCCAAGAAGAAGGGGCGAAGCCGAGGAAGAGCCCAGGUAGAGGGUGAAGAAAGCACGGGGACUACAGAGAAGAGGCGACUCCAGAAGAAGACAGAGCCCAAGGAGCCCUCGGAGGCCAAGGGAUCGCAGGAGCCCCAGGAGCCCUCAGAGGCUAAGGAGCCCAUGGAACCCAAGGAGCACAAUCAACUGCUGGAGCCCAAGGAGUCCCUGAAACCACCAGAGCUCAAGGGACCGCGGGAGGCCAAGGAGCCCACGAAGCUGCUGGAGCCACCAGAGGCCAAGGAGCCCAUGGGGCCUAAGAAGCUUGUGGGGUCCCGGAGGUCCAUCUCCAGGCAGAAGUCCCAGAAAAACCCUGAUCCAGACCUUGAACUGAGCCAGGUUGGGCUCAGUGCCUGUCCUGAACCAGCUCCUGAUCCCAGAGUCCCAAAGUGCAGCUCAAAACCAGCCCCUGUUUCUGAGGAGGAAGACAGAACCAGAACUGGUCCUGUUACUGUUGACCUGUUAUCGCAAUACGUCCCUGUGGAGGAUGCUCAGGUCUGCGCCCCAGAACCGGUGGAACCUACCCACAGCCCCACCCCUACGGAGAGCAGCUGUCCCAGUAGGGUUUCCAUGGACACCAAGGAGGGCUGUGGUGUCAAUCCGGUGCAGCAGAAUCCAGACCUGAGUCCCCACUCCAGUCCUUCGGUGUCCCUUUGCCUGGAGGAUGAGGAUGAGAGCUCCCUUUCCCCCCUGUUCCAGCACUCCCCAUCAGAGGAAUCAGGGGGCUCACCCGCCCCAACCCUGGGACAUGCCAAGAAACGGCUGAAGCAAUGUGCCUUCUGUUACCGCGGCGACCAGCCUCCUCUGGGCCAGGGUCGCCUUGUGGUGUUUGGUCCAACGCCAGGCUACAUCCCGCUCCACAUCCUGAACCGCCGCACCUCCUCUGAUCGUGUCGAUGACUGCCAUGACCACUGCUACCGUGGAGACAGGGCCCCGCCCACGUGCAGCAGCCCAGCACUGUGUGAAGAUGAAUCUUCUUCAGAGUUCAUGCGGCAGCUCGGACCCAUCGGCCUUCCACACGACAUCAACGUCCAAUCACUGUUUGACCCCACAGGUCAGUGCUGUGCUCACCUGCAGUGUGCCGCCUGGUCAGAAGGUGUGCGGCAUGGCGAUGGCCAGUCGUUGCUCUUUGUGGACAAAGCCAUCGACUCAGGAAGCAGCCAGGUAUGUGGGUUCUGCCAACGCCUGGGUGCUUCACUACGUUGCCAGGAGACGGGAUGUGGGCGGAGCUACCACUUUCCCUGUGCUGCUGCCGCUGGCGCUCAUCAGGACUGGACCCGAAGGCUUACGCUGUGCCCGACACACGCCCGUCCAGGCUCCUCGAGGUGUUUGUCAUGUUUGGGCGGAACCGAAUCCAGCAACUUGUUGAUGUGCUGUUGCUGCGGUAGCUGUUACCAUGGCAGCUGCCUGGAGCCAGCUCUCACCCCAUCCCCUCUGGUCCGGUCCGGGUGGCAGUGUCCCGCCUGCAGGGUGUGUCGCAGCUGCAGGUUACGGGGCGACGAAGGCCUGCUGCUGGUGUGUCAGCGCUGUGAUAAGGCCUACCACACACACUGCCUCUCUCCUCCUCUGGACGGCACAUCCAACAGCGCUUGGACCUGCAAGAACUGCAGAGUAUGUCGCCGAUGUGGUGUGAGAUCAUCGGGUCAGUGGGCCAAUCAUCAGUUUUUGUGCGAGUCAUGUGACCCUGCCCUGCCCUGUCCUCUCUGUUACUGUGCUGUUGACUUUGCCUCGCCACAGGACAGUCUGACCUGCAGCAGCUGCUACAGGUCUGUUCAUGCGGAGUGUUCGGACCAGGCUGGGGAACGCACAGCAGAGUCUGACCUCUACCUCUGCUCCUCCUGCAGCCCUUUGGAACAGCAGCUAGCCCCACCCUCUGACACCUCUCUGGCACUUAGUCCACCUGCUGCUCCUGAUCCAGGCCAGCUCAUCUGCCUGGAGCUACCACCUAGUCCUCUGCAGAAUCUGAACUUAUCAGAGCUUCAACCUAGUUCCACAACCACUUCUGCAGACCACCCAAUAAGUUCUGUAACAAGUGAAAGCAUUCCUGGAACGUCUCAGAAGGACCUCAAACUCAUUCCUCCACGAUCUCCAUCGUAUCGGAAGGAUGGUGUUGCAGUGUCGCUAGAAGUCCUUGAAAGAAGUCCAUCUCCACCUACAGGAGAUCAGAGGCACACAUCAUCACCGGAGCAGACUGACCUGUUGUUGUCACCGACUCUCACAAAAUACAAACCACCUGUCAUAUCACCAUCCGCCUUCAUUCAGAGUCUGGAGCAAGCUGCAGCCGAUCCCCACCGCAGCCCUGCGUCCCCUCCAGCCGAGCCAAACUGCAUCCCUGCGUCCCCUCCAGCCGAGCCAAACUGCAUCCCUGCGUCCCCUCCAGCUGAGCCCCACCGCAGCCCUGCGUCCCCUCCAACCGAGCCCCACCGCAGCCCUGCGUCCCCUCCAGCCGAGCCCCAGCGGAGUCCUACGUCCCCUCCAGCCGAGACCCAUAAGGUUCUUGUUGAGACUCUGAGUACUGCUUCACCUUCUUCCGAGACCCAUCAGAGUCCAUCAACACCUCCAGAGGAGACGCAUAAGGUUCCUACUAUGCCUCCAAGUGAGACCCUUCAGAUUCCUGCAUCAUCUUCAUUAGAGAUCCAUGAGAGUCCAUCAACAGCUCCAGCCAUGAUCCAUGAGAGUUCUGUAAGAACUCCUGGUGAGACCCAUCAGAGUCCAUCAUCAACACCCUCAACCGAGACCCAUCAGAAUUCUGUAUCACCUCCAGUGGUACAUCAGAGUUAUGAGGGGACCUAUCAGAGUUCUGCAGCCCUUCCAGCAGGGAUCAAUCAACUCUUACCAGAAGAAGCUGAAGUCUCUGGUGAAUUUUCUCUAAAGAUGGCAGAAAGUCCUUCCUCCACUAUAGAGGAGCCCCUUAAGAAUCAUGUAGUAGAGAACUCAAGCAUUGUCCUAAUUCAUCUUCCACUCAUCCUGUAUCAGAGCCCUUCAGUACCUCAACAGGAGGCCCAUCGGAGUGUUGCAGUACCAGCAGAUGAUUUUCCUCAGACUUCUACUACACUUCCUACACCAAUUCUAGAGGACAGCCAUCCAAAUCUUGGAUCAUCUCCAGAGCAGAGCCACCAAAGUCCCUUAUGCCUUGUACAAGAUCCUGAUAAAAAUGAUGCAUCGUCUCUAGAAGAGACCCAUAAGAGUCUUCUACCAUCUCUAAAGAAGACUCAACCCCAUAGAAACCUUGUUCCAUCAGCAGAUGAGGAGGUUACUGGUCAGGUCCAGCAGGCUUCUUCAGUGGAGACUAAAAACAACCAGGGACCAUCUUUAAAAGAGACUUUGUCACCCUCUCUACAGACAACCCAUCAAAGUCUGCUGCUUUCUUCUGAUCAGCAGAUUCCUCCAAUGUCUCCCCUAAAGUCUCAGCAACCAUCUGUGGAGUCUCCUGGUGAGAAAUAUGAAACUCCUUUUCCAGCUCCAGAAGGCACCGAUCAAUCUGAUCCACCCCUUAGCCACAUGUAUACAAGUCCAGAACCAUUACUAAAAGGUUCUGCUCCGUCUCCUGGGGAAACUUGCCAGAUUCAAGAACAUCCUCUGAAGAACUUGGGUGAAGGUUUGGUUCCAUAUCCAGAGGCCGAUCUCCAAAGUCUUGUUACAUCUCCUAAAAAUCUCAAACAAGAUCAUCCACCAUCUCUUGAAAGGACAGAAGACUGUCCUGAAUUAAACCUCGGAAACUUCUCAGAAGUGGCAGCUUUGUUGCUUAAAGAGAUCCAUCCAAGUUCUGCUGAACUACCACUUCUCCAAGAAAGUAGUGAUGGAGAUCACCAGGACAGCUUCAGGACAGCACAUUGUAUGUUGAGCUCAACAUUAUCUCACCCUGCUUCCAUUGACCAACAGUCACCUUCCUCAUCACCACACUUUCAGUCAGAAAACCAGGAAAGUGCCCUGCCACACCAACUUGAACCUGAAAGGCCUCCUCAGUGUCAGGCUAGUCCAACAGGAUUUGAGUUUGGUCCAGUGUCUUCUUGUCCUAGUCCAACCAAAAGUUCCCUCGUAAAGGUUCUGCAGAGUUCUUCUAAGCUUAGUUUGAACUCUCCUUCUUCUGAACCAGACUUCACAGAGGACCAACUAGGUACUCGAUCUCUGCAGGAACAUCUGGUUAACAACCCUCAGCCACAGAGUCUGAGUACAUCAGGGCUGAGUCCUACCAGGUUUCAACAAGGAUACCAUCUGGCACCUGAGGCACCGCUACAGAGACCAUGCAGUCCAGUAAGCAUCAUGAACUCCCAGCCCAACCAUAAAUUGGAAACUAGUACAUCUUACCCGCAAACUCCCAGAACACUGGACCACGCAAUCACUGGCUCAGACCUUCCACAGAAUUUCUGUAGUCUGAACCCUAAAUCACCACAGAUAUCUGGUACAUCUACCAAGAUGGCACUUGGAUCCUAUUCAGCUCCUUGUAGCCCUCACUCUCUCCUGGGGAAUCCUAGACCCCACAGUUCUUCACAACCUGCAAGUCCAGCUCACUACAAGAUGGUCAGGCAAAGUAUUGACUCUGGUGGACUGAAUCUGGAAGGUAUAGAGUUCACCCAUGACUCCUCUACAGUGCAAUCUGCUGAGAGCUACCGGCCUCACAUCCCUGCCCUACAGAUGCCAGAAAGCCUUGAUAAUAGUAGCACUUCUCUUGAACACAGUAGCCUAACUUACUCACCUUGUGUAAACCAGAGUCCUUACAAAAGUCUGUCACCAUGCACAAGUGAUAGUUCCAAACAAGCUGAGCCAGUGCCUACAAUGCCUACAAACCCUGCCUUCUGUCUCAAAGUCUUGCCAAUAGAGACUCACCACACACCACAGUCAGCUGGUCUCAUACCAGCGAGGUCCACAACACAACAAGAUGGCCCAGAGUCUCCAUCAUUAAUUGAAGCACAACUGGCUCAACCUGGUGACUCCAUUUCUGGUCAGGGUAAGGAUAUAGAGCUCCAUCCGGAUAGACUGCUCCACACUGAGGCCCUUUUUGACUUUGGUCCCACACAAGUCCACAGCUCUACAAUGACAUCUUCUACCCAUACUCUGUCAGCUAGCAGUUCUUUUGCCAACACUCUGACCAGUAUUCCCACAAAUGGUGUCUCUCCAAGGACUAGUUAUGCUGGUCUAGCUAAUACUGUUUGUAUAGUACAAACACCCGUUAGCCCACUUCAGAGUCCAGCUGUGGAUGGGACGGUGCCCCACAGACCCACGUCCAACCCUGGAACCAGUCCCAACCUUUGUCAAGCUCCCUACAGCCUGGGCUCUCUGUCAAAUUGGGUUCGGGCUGUUGAUCCUCCCAUCCAAAGUGCUACUGUUCCCUCUUACUCUGUUCUGGAUGCUGGUGCUGUCCAAACAGCAGAACCCAAUGAAGGGUCCCAGAGACCUGGUGACCCUGCUCAAUCUACUCAAAGCCUUGCCAGUCCUUCAGGCUCUGUCCACCCACAGGUUAGCCCUCCAUCUGAAGUAUUGACUUCAACGCUUCAGACUCCAGUUAGCUUUGUCAGAACGUCACAAGAAUGUUCUGUCCUUGGGGCAGUGGGUUCAGAAAGUCCUCAUGCUGGCCCCAGACCAGGUCCUGUGCAACUGAAGCCAAGUUCUGACACAAGUACCAUUGGUUCAUUGCCUCCAGAGUCUGGUUCUGAUUUUGGUCCUGGUCCUGGACAGCUACUGUUCAAUCUUGAUCCAGGUAACCAUGUUCAGCCAGUAGCUUGCUCUGAGCCUAAUCUUGAUUGUGGUGGUUCUGGUGUGAACUUUAGCCUUAUCCCUGAACGGCCUAGUUCUGGACAUGGUUGUGGACCUGCUGGAGCAGAACAGAGGAUCGCUGAGGAAGAGCAAGGAGAAGCGGCGAUGGAGAGUCCAGAAGAUGAGGAUGAUCCUGCUGAGAAGACUGAGGCACAAGGAGAUGAAGAUGAGAGUAGCCCAACACUGGGUCCGGUCUGUCCUUCAGGCCCCUCCUUUCCAUCAGUCUCCCUGUCCUCCUGUCCUCGCUCUCAGGCCACGGACCCUAGAGGAGACCGUCCUCCAUUGACUGAGAGGAGGAAUGUGGAGGAAGAGUACAGCCAAUCACAGAGCCUGAAUAAACUUGUUGCUAUGGCAACAGAAUCAACCAAAGAUGGACAACAGUCCCACUGCGAGCCUUCAGAGAAGCAGGAGAUGGGGACGACAGAGAGACACCAGCCAAUCAGAGAUGAGGAGGCGGGACCAGAUGGGGAGGAGACCUCAGAUGGCCCCUUUCUGGAUCUGGACCAAUCCUUGGACAUGGAAGUGAUGGAGCUGAUGACCUCAGCCACACCUCCCACCUCCCGCAGAGGAAAGUGGCGGAGCCUAAGGACCCUCCCUUCCUGGUCCCACCCCUCAGACGACCUGUCCAUCCGUCUACGGCAGUCUCCGUUUUCCACAGAGGCGUCUCCCGAGACCUCACCUGCCCGGACCCCGGUCACUCCUCCACCUCUGACUCCACCAACUCCUCCAUCCUCCAUAGAGACUUCGCCCCCUUCCCAGGCUCCGCCCACUGCCGUGUUCCUACUGACCCCAAAGAUUGGCAUGGGAAAGCCCGCCAUCUCCAAGAGGAAGUUCUCCCCUGGCAGGGCGCGGUCCCGGCAGGUACCACAGGGUUCGUGGUGCAGCAGCCGCAGGGCGCCGAGCCCUCCCUCAUCCUCCCAGGAUUCCACGGGGGAGGGAGGUUGGAGCCCUAAGCCCCGCCCACCAGACUCUCCUCUGUGGAGCAUGAAAGUGGGUCGGGGUUCAGGAUUUCCAGGCAGGAAGCGGUCCAGAGGUGGAGCUGCUGGUGGAGGAAGAGGUGGAAGAGGCAGGAGUCGGCUGAAGGCUCAGGAUACCCUCACUGUACUCCCUGGGGGAAGCUAUGUGGAGAUGUUUCAGGCAAAGGAGGAAGAGGAGAACUCCAUGCACAACACGGUGGUGAUGUUCUCCACCUCAGACCAUUUCACUCUCAAACAGGACAUGUGCGUGGUCUGUGGCAGCUUCGGUCGGGGCUCAGAGGGCCGCCUGCUGCCCUGCUCCCAGUGCGGCCAGUGUUACCAUCCUUACUGCGUCGGCGUCAAGAUCACCCGGGUGGUGCUGACCAAAGGCUGGCGCUGCCUGGAGUGCACAGUAUGUGAAGCGUGUGGCGACGCCUGCGACCCCGCCCGCCUGCUGCUCUGUGACGACUGUGACAUCAGCUACCACACCUACUGCCUGGACCCGCCCCUCCUCACUGUGCCCAAGGGCUCCUGGAAGUGCAAGUGGUGUGUGUGGUGUGUGCUGUGUGGCUCCACCUCGCCAGGGCUGCGCUGUGAUUGGCUGAACAACUACAGUCUGUGCGGGCCGUGUGGCAGCCUCAGCCAGUGUCCCGUCUGCCAGCGGCGCUAUGCACAGGACGAUCUGGUGCUGCAGUGCCAGCAGUGUGACAGGUGGGUCCAUGGCGUCUGUCAGGGUUUGGCCUCGGAAGAAGAGGUGGCGCUUGCUGCCGAUGAAGGCUUUGACUGCUCUCUGUGCCGCGCCUCCUCAGGGAGGGUGGAGCCUCUGGGUUCCUUCAUGGCUCAGAUGGUGUCCAGAACCAGAGAAGUGGACGUGAAGACGUAUACUCAGGAUGGCAUCUGCCUAACCGAGUCCGGUCUGACUCACCUGCAGGCCCUAGUCCAGCCUCUUGCAUCACCGCGCAAGUGCCGCAGGUGUAAACCCAAGUUGAAGCUGAGGAUCAUCAACCAGAACAUUGUCUCCGUCCUGCAGACGCCACCGGACCCAGAGACCCUCAUUGAGCCAGACCAGAACCGAGCUUUGUCUGCAGGUGACUUGGACUGUGAAAUGAAAUCUGACUCCAGUCCCGAGCGGGACGCCGCUCACCUGGAUGAUGUCACCAAGGAGACGGAUGUCACAGAUGACAACAAGAAGAAGAAGAGGAAACCUUAUAGGCCAGGUAUCGGGGGCUUCAUGGUGCGUCAGCGUGGGGGAAAAGCCGGGCUCUGCAGGAAGGACUCAUCAGAGAUGAACCCGAGUCGAGAUCCAGGUGUUUUGGAAACUGAUGUUUCCAUGGAAAUGAUGUCUGCUGCUGAGCAGGCAAUGGAGAAAGUUAAGAAGAGAUACAGGAAGAAGAAGACGAAGCUGGAGGAGGCGUUCCCAUCGUACCUGCAGGAGGCUUUCUUUGGGCGGGAUCUGCUUGACCGCAGCCGACAGAUUGACGGAAGGCCGAGGACAGUGACCUCAGGUGCCAGCCAAUCAGGAUCGGCAGUGAGUGUCUCCAAGGCCCCCCCCCUCAGAGCACAUGGCCCCGCCUCCUCUGUCCAGCCUCUGGGGACAGUAGCAACCAGCAGGAAACGGGGAGUGCUGCCCGUCACGGAGGAACUGCUGCUGGACCUUUCUGACGUCCUGAAAACAGACCCUCACAUCCUGGGGACAGGACGCACAGCUCUAGGUCAGUUCCAGGUGGAGCGCUCUCCGUCUCCCUUUGCUUGCCUGGAUAUUGCCUCGGCGGCCAACGACGCCCCCCUGUCAUCGGACACCCCUGGAGGUUAUGGGCGUUGCCAGAGGAUGGAGCGGGAGGAGCCUCUGGAUGCCAUUUUGAGCCCUGAACUGGACCAGAUGGUAACAGACGGAGGGAUCCUGAGCAGACUCUACAAGAUCCCAGAACUGGAGGGCAAAGAUGUGGAGGAGGUCUUCACUGCUGUUCUGAGUCCAAACAGCAGCAGGCAGCCAGAGCCCAGCAAGUCCCACAGCUCAGCAGCGUGUUCUCGGCUGCCGAACGGCCUGGUGGCCGCUGUUCCUCCCCUCCCUGAUGCUCCCAGCAGCGGCAGCCGUCUGCUUGGCUUCAGCUUGCCUUCUGAGGGCCCCGCCCCCUCCUCGGCCUCAGCCAAUCAGCCGUCAGCUGUAGAAGGGGAACAGGAUGUGAUGUCAACAGCUCAGAGAGGGACACUGAAGUGGGAGAAGGAGGAGAGUCUGGGAGAGCUGGCGACCGUUGCUCCAGUUCUUUACUGCAACACCAACUUCCCUCAGCUGAAGCAGCAGUACCCCGAUUGGUCCACUAGAGUGAAGCAGAUCACCAAGCUGUGGAGGAAGGCCAGCUCCCAGGACAGAGCGCCCUUCGUGCAAAAAGCUCGGGACAACCGUGCAGCCCAGCGCAUCAACAAGGUGCAGCUGUCCAAUGAAUCACUGCAGCGCCUGCAGCAGCCGCUGCCGCCGCCGCCACCCCAAGGGGUCUAUGACCCCAUCGGCAUGGAGACGGAGGCCAGCUGCAGAGAUCCGCUGAGGCCCAGGGAAUCGGAGCAGGAACAGGAGUGGAAGUUGAGACAGAUGAUGCGACAGAAGAGCAAGCAGCUGGCCAAGAUGGAGGCAACCCAAAAGCUGGAGCAGGUGAAGAACGAGCAGCGGCAGCAGCAGCUCCGCCAGUCGGGACGCCUUUCCCCAGAAGGCUCGGCCCACCAGCAGGUCGCCGGGGGCAACGCCACGCAGAGCAGGCAGAACCUCCCGCAGGACACGGGGACACCGGACGAUGUCUUUCUCAGACCUCAAGUCCCCGCUCCCUCUGGGUUCUCUUCACUCCCUCACUCCCCUUUGGCCUCCUCCCCCCUCCACCAGCCACCGUCUUCCCCCCAGAUGUUCUCCCCCCCCUCCUCUCGCCCGUCCUCACCCUGGGACCCAUAUGGUAAAGUAGCAGGUCCCCGUCAUCCUCAGCAGCAGCGCCUUGGCUUCCUCAGCGUCUCCCCCGCUCAUGAUGGCUCCCCUGCACUGUCCCCCGACCUGUCUGCCUCCGGUUUGACACCAAGUCGGGCCGGCAUGGUGAUCCCCUCCUCCGGCUCCCCCCCCGAUCCAUCUCUCAGACCCGUUCGGGCGGGGGACUCUAGCCAGAGGACAAGCCUGACGGUGCAGGGUGGAGUGUUUAAAGCCCCAAUGCCCCCCCACCAGGAGGCAGCAGGAAGGAGAGACCUGGGGUUCCCCAACAGCCCGGUGUCAGGUCUGGGCUCCCCCCACCGCAGCCCUUAUGCCCCGGGGACACCCCAGCUGGGGGACGCCACAGGUUCACGGCCCUCCCCUGACCCCUUCAGGGACCCUCAGACCCCCGGUACACCACAACCUCACUCUGACUGCGGCUACCUCGCCAUGCCCACAGCACUGAGAGCGGACCCGGUCAGUCAGCCGUCGCCGUCCAGCCUGGACUCCUAUCCCUCCAAUCCAGGAACGCCCCGCUCCGCGGAACGGUUCCCACGAUCCCCGGGGUCUCAGCGAAGCGUUGAUUUGUUCCCCCAGUCUGUGGGGAUGCCUCGCCCCCCUCCUGAGUCAUACCUGCAGCAGCCCUCUGCCCCCCAGGCUCAGAAGACCCUGGCAGAGAGCCUCACUGCCCCGCCUGCAGCGUCAGCUUCCUCCUCUCUGGGUCCUGGACUGAUGGUGGAGAGGGGGGCCUUCAGCCCUGCAGCCCCCAAGCUUCAACAGUCUUCAGGAAGCAGACAAGAGUUGUUGCCCAGAACCUGCAGCAGCCAGACCCCAAAGCACCCUGUGAUACCUGAGAAGGGAAUCGUCCAUGCAACGAAUCAGGAUGCUCUGGUGAAGGGUCUCAUAAUGACCAGCAUGUCACCGAUGGAGAAGUCAGGAACCGGUGACUUGUCCUCUCUGGAUGGAGGGAGGAGCAUGCUGCCUCAGCUUGGAGACUCUGAGGAGAAACAACAACAGCGCCUAUGGCUCCGGCAGCAUAUCCUCCGGCAGCAGCACCAAAAGAUUGCCUUACGCCAGGAGAAAGGUUUGCUGGAACCCACCUCAGGACCUGCUGGUUCUAGCAGCACUCUUCACAACUGGUCUGCUGAGGACUCUUCCAGCGCCCCUCCUCCAGACCCAUUUGAACGUCCUCCACCGCCGUACCCUGGUACAGUGAGACCUCUGACUCCUGGGUUUACGGGAGGUCUUCCAGGCGAGGAGAUGAGUGGCUUUACUCCCAGCAAGGCUUCCCUCCCCAGACAGAACCUCCUGAGAGGACCAGCUGUCAGGUUUGGUGUUCCUCAUGGAGUUGCCGCAGCCCUACAGGACCCUUCAGCGCGUCCAUCCCUUGGUCCUGCUGUGGGGCUCGGCUCCAUGGAGGGGAACCUGGUCCAAAUGAGGAGGCCUGUGCCAGCAGAGUUCACCAGCAUUCGGUCAUUGAUGCCCCACAACUCAGCAACACACAUGGUGCCAGGUGUUCCCCAACUCAUCGUCCAGCGGCCUGCUCCUCCUCAGCAGCACGGCGUCAUGCCCUACAUCGAGCUCCGACACCGCCCCCCAGAGAACCGUCUGAGGCUGCCCUUUCCCCCACCAAUGCCUUCAGAGCUACAGGAAGCCACGCCCACCAGAGACCCCACCCAGUCCACUGCGCCACGGCCGGGUCCAGUCAAGAUAGGGGAGGCAGGGCUGGGGCAGCAGCACCUGGGUUCUGCUCUCCCAGGAUCUGAGGGGAUUGAGGAGCACUUAGAGGGAGAGGACUCUGCUGUAAAGGAUCUGGAGGACGUGGAGGUCAAGGACCUGGUGGACCUGAAUCUGAAUUUGGACCCAGAGGAUGGUAAAGAAGACCUGGACCUGGGUUCGAACGAUCUGCAUCUGGAUGACUUCCUGUUGACAGGGAAGUUCGACCUGAUUGCCUAUGCUGACCCAGAGCUCAAUUUGGAGGACAAAAAAGACAUGUUCAACGAGGAGCUGGACCUUGGGGAGCCGGUAGAGGACCGGGAGGGGAGCCGACCCGCCAGGAAAAUGGGAAGCCCUGCCCACUUUCUGGGACAGGCAAAACAGGAAUUGAAGGAAUCUCAGAAGACUGAAGGUCACUCCUCAAACAGACCUCAAGGACCUCACUCUGGCCUUCUAAUCAAGGAGAAGCUGGAGGAUUCUGGUUUGGUUUCCUGUCCAGUCCCAGCCCAGGCUUUGUCCUCUGUCCACCCUCUAAUAACGCCAGGGGAAUCAUCUGUCUUCCACCAGAGACCAUUUGGAUCCGCACCAAUCCCCCAACCAAUUCCUUCUGGUCCUGCUCCUCAGGGUGCCCCCACCAUGCCUCAAUCUCAAUCAACUCAAUCUCCUCAGCCUCAACUUCUUUUAAACCCCCAGAACCAUCCUUCUCAUCCAGGCACUGAAACCCAGAGUAUGAGUUUGGUCAGCUUUCCUGAGAACCAAGUCUCCCUCCAGAACCAGAACAAGUCCAGGCCUCUCCUGCUGGAGGAGCAGCCACUCCUCCUGCAGGAGCUUCUGGACCAGGAGCGGCAGGAACAGCAGCAGCAGAAACAGAUGCAGGCCCUGAUCCAACAUAAGUCUGGCUCAGAGUCUGGAAUCUCUGACACGGAUUUUGAGUCCAUCUCUGACCCAAUCAUGAAGGCUAAGAUGCAGGCUCUGAAAGGUAUUAACAGGGUGAUGAGUCAGGGACCCCUGGGCCUGAACCCAAUGGUCAUCAACAGGUUCCAGCAGAGUCCAGGAGCCCCAGGUCCCGAGUUAACUCCUCCCACUUCUCACCUACCAGGACAGGACGGGAAGUUAACCCCUCAACUAGUGCGCCGCAACCCCCCCAGCUUUGGACCCGGCUUCAUCAAUGAGUCUCAGAGGCAGCAAUACGAGGAGUGGCUAGGCGAGACGCAGCAGCUUCUGCAGAUGCAGCAGCGCCUCCUAGAGGACCAGAUUGCAGCUCACCGUAAGGCCAAGAAGGCUCUGUCAGCAAAGCAGAGAACGGCCAAGAGGGCGGGCCGAGCCUUCGCUGAAGAGGAUGCAGCCCAGUUGCAGUACAUCAGUGAACAGCAGGGGGCAGUCCAGAAACAGCUGGAGCAGAUCCGUAAGCAGCAGAAGGACCACACUGAACUGAUUGAAGACUACAGGACCAAACAACCUCAGAGGAUGUUGCAGAUGCCCCCCCAGAUGCCCUUGGGGCAAGUCCUGGUCCCCCCUAAGCCCCGCCUGGGCGGCGCUGCCCCGAUUCACUGUCCAAACGUCCCCUCAGGCUGGACUCCAGGGUCUGGUCCUCCCAUGGGUCAGAGGAUGCUUCCACAGCUUCCAGCCCACAUGCCCCCCAACCUGCCCAACUGCCCCCAGGCCCCCCCUCUCAUCCAGACGACUCUGCCCAUGAAGCCAGUCCUGACUGCCCCUACGCCAGACUUAACUACCCCCCAGGGCUCCCUAGGGGGCGCCAAUGGCGCGCCAGGGGACGGAGCCACACCUCAGGUGAAAUUUGAUGACAACAACCCGUUCAGCGAAGGUUUCCUGGAGCGUGAAAGGAGGGAGCGCUUGAGAGAGCAGCAGGAGCGGCAGAGGAUUCAGCUGAUGCAGGAGGUGGAGCGUCGGCACACUCUGCAGUGGAGUCUGGACCAGCAGGACCGCUGCGGGUCCGGAGCAGCCGGUGUUCCUGGGAAACGCGGACCGGUUCCUGGUGGAGGAGCUGGACCGGUCAGCAGCGAGGACCAUCUGUCCCAGGGAGCAUUCUGCAGCUCCGAACCUGGACUGGACUUCCUUCCUUCCUCCACGGCCUCCAGGCAUCAGGUCCAGGGGCGUACAGGGGGCGCCAACCUCCACCAGGGCUUCCCAGGAGGUUCCCUGCCCCCCAGGGCCGCCCCCACCGCAGCUCUCCAUCCUGAUGUUGCCACAGAGCGAGGCAGCCUCCAGUUCAGGCCCAGGAUGUUGGGACUGCUGCGUCCAGCGGGGAUCAGUCCUCACCUGUUGGGACACGACUCCUCCUCGUCUUCACCGCUGACCCCACUCCCCCAUUCCUCUUCUGGAGGCCUAGCCUCCCUCGCUGAUAUCAUCCCUGACGACAAACCAAAGAACAGGAGAUCGAACAGAGCUGAGGAAGGAGCCAGAACUCCUCUGUCGCCACACUCUGACAUCACAGCUCCACCCACCCCGGCUGUCUCAGACAAGUCCUGCUCCACUCCCAGCCACCAACUGGACACUGGCUUCUCUGGCCUGGCUUCUUCACCUGACGCAGAGAGGCAGCAGAGAGGCAGCAGCGUGGAGGGCCACAGAGGCCCUGUGUCUGGGGGCAGCCUGGAAGUCAAGGAGGAGCUGAUGGAGGCGCAGCCCUGCCAGGGGAUCCCUGUGAAGGUAGAGGAGGCUGGGGAAGACUGCUUCUCCUCCCCCACCUCUCACGGGGGAGAUGGAGGGAAGGAGCUGCUCCGACACCUUCUGAGGGACAAAACGUCGCCCGUAACGAUGACGACUCCCUCCAGGCCAGCUGCGCACUGCCAGCUGUCCAAUGACGGCGUGCGAUCCGAGGAAGAUGAACCAGGUUUCCAUGGCAACAUGGUGCCACUGGUGGACGGUCCAAAGAAAAUUAAGCGCAGCAGGAGAUUGAGUCGACCCGACAAAGACAGAGCUCCAUCCAAGUCCAAGAGGAGGAGGAAAGAGGAGGACGAUGAAGAGAAGAGCUCCUCCUCUGACUCACUGAUGACCCAGCUGAGUCAGCUGUCAGUGCUGCCACUCAUGGAGCCCAUCCUGGGUGUAGACCUGAGCCUCUUCCCCCCAUGCGGCAGCUCCUCUAUAGGUAGAGACUCCCUGCUGAGAGGCUCCUUUGGGAAUGCCUCUUUGGAUGGCGUCUCAGACUUCUACUCCCAAAUCAUCUACAAGAACAACCUCAGUAACCCCCCCACACCUCCGGCAUCUCUGCCCCCCACACCUCCACCUGUAAGCAGACAGAAGAUGGUGAACGGCUUUGCCACGAUGGAGGAGCUGACCAGGAAGGAACUGAGCGAGCAGGAAGGGUUGCCAACUCUGAAGCACAAAGAGGAUGAGCUUCUCAAUCUAAACCAUGCCUCCAAGACCGUAGAUGUCCCUGCAUCCCUGCCAACGCCUCCCCACAACAACCAGGAGGAGCUCAGGAUCCAGGAGUCGUUGGAGUGCCACAGUCCGGAGGGGUUUGUCCCGUCCUCGUCUCCAGAGAGCGUGGUGGACAUGGAGGUCAGCAGGUACCCUGACCUGUCUUUCAUCAAGCUGGAGCAGCCCUCGCCCUGCCCAUCACCUACAUUACCCAUCAUUCCCUCCACCUGGGGCAAAGGCUUUUCAGUGAAACAGGAAGUGAAGGCAGAACCACACCUCCAAGUGCAAUCCACCUGCUCCAGCACAGACCUGGUUACCAUAGCGAUCACUCUGAACCCGGCCGCCUCUCAGAAUGUCCCGGGUGUGAUGGCGGCGGUGGCGGCGCUCCUCAGGGUACCCGGCCCCAUCAACUACCAGCUGAGCCAAGCGCCGGCGCUAGAGCGGAGCAACCUGGCCCUGCUGGCAGGAGUGCGUGUGCCGAUGUUGCAGGGUUCAGCAGCAUCUAGAGUGCAGAGAGCGCCACCUGCUGCCAGAAACUCGCCACGCUGCUGCAGCCGCUGCAAAAGGCUGCUGGUUAACGGAGUUCACUGCAGACAGGAAGGUGAGUCCAGAGACGUACCCGGUUUGGUGUUUUGCAGUCCAACCUGCUCCGCUCUAUUCGAGUCAGAGCAGCAGAACCGCUCUGCAAGACCCAAGCCUGCGGUGCCGGUGCUUCUGGCUGGUUCUGGCUCGACUCCUCCUGUCAGCAGAACACGGCACCAGUACGCCAACAACAUGUCCCCCAUUGCUGUCCAUUCUCUCCCACGCAUCGACUCUUCCUCCUGCUCUCCUUCCUCCUCCUCACCACCACUUGCCUUUCCACCUGCCUCUGCUAUUACCAUGGAGACUAGGCCCCGCCCUGACAGCCUCAAGGUGAAGGUCAAGCUAAAGCCCCGUCCACGGACUGUGUCAGGUGAUGACUCUCUGUGUCCUCAAAGCUCGAAGAAGAUGAAGAUUUCUCGGUGGAGACGCUGGAGCUUCAGCAUCACUCUCAACAGGGGUUCCCGUGUUGCUAACAAGAUGGGUGCCAUUCCGACAGAAGAGGAAGUGGAUGAGCUUCUGAAGGAGUUUGGAGCGUGCCUGCGUCCCGACCCGCUGCCUAGAGACCAGCGUAGGUGCUGCUUCUGCCACCAGCAGGGGGACGGUCUGACGGACGGCCCUGCUCGGCUCCUCAACCUGGACCUGGACCUCUGGGUGCACCUGAACUGCGCUCUGUGGUCCAGUGAGGUGUACGAGACGCAGGCGGGCGCGCUUAUCAAUGUAGAGCUGGCGCUGCGGCGGGGCCUGGCGCUCCGCUGCGCCCACUGCAGCCGCAGCGGCGCCACAACCGGCUGCAACCGGCUCCGCUGCACCAACACCUAUCACUUCACCUGCGCCCUGCAGGCCCACUGCACCUUCUUCAAGGAUAAGACCAUGCUGUGCUACCUCCAUAAGCCCAGGACCCUUCCUGUGAGCGGGGACAGGUCAUCCAGCUCCUCCCCGUUCUCCACGCCCGGCCCGACCUCCGACCCCACUCCCGGCUCCGACCCGUAUGACUCGGAGCUGCGCUGCUUUGCUGUAUUUCGGCGAGUCUUUGUGCAACGCGACGAGGCGCGGCAGAUCGCCGCUGUCGUGCAGCGGGGCGAGCGACAGCACACCUUCCGUGUCGGCAGCCUGCUGUUCCGCGCCGUUGGGAGGCUCCUCCCACAGCAGAUGGAUGCCUUCCACAACGAGGCUGCCAUCUUCCCAGUCGGUUACCAUGCCAACCGCUUCUACUGGAGCAUGCGCUACAGCAACAGACGCUGCAAGUACCUGUGCUACAUCGAGGAGCAUGAAUCCCGGCCGCUGUUCAAGGUCAAGGUGGUUGAGAAAGGUCACGACGACGUCGUCCUGACAGGGACCACGCCGACAGCGGCGUGGGCUCAGGUUCUGGAGGCGGUGGCCCGGAUGAGGAGCUGCAGCGGGACUCUGAAGCUGUUUCCUGUUUACCUGAAAGGAGAGGAACUGUUCGGCCUGAAGACGUCUGCCGUGACCCGGAUCAUCGAGUCUUUGCCGGGGGUCGAGGCGUGUGAGCGCUACACUUUUCGCUACGGCAGGAACCCCCUCAUGGAAUGGCCUCUGGCCUUCAACCCUUCUGGCUCGGCUCGCUCCGAACCCAAGGCCUGCCAGGCCAAGAGACCUUACCUGCUGACCAGUGUGGCCCCCAGGUGUCAGGGCUCAGUGGGCUCCAUCGUCGGCCUCGUUCCCGGCGUUCUGUCUUUGUCUCCUGGCGAGUCGGUGGCUGCUGCCCAUCAGGGCCGCCACUCCAAGUCGGCCCAGUACCGCCGCAUGAAGGCGGAGUGGAAGAGCAACGUGUACCUGGCUCGCUCUGGCAUCCAGGGACUGGGGCUGUACGCCGCCAGAGACAUCGAGAAGUGCACUAUGGUCAUCGAGUACAUUGGGACAAUAAUCAGGAGCGAAGUCGCCAACCGCAAGGAGAGGCUAUACGAGGCCCAGAACCGAGGCGUGUACAUGUUUCGGAUUGACAACGACUAUGUGAUCGACGCUACCAUCACCGGAGGACCGGCAAGGUACAUCAACCACUCGUGUGCUCCGAACUGCAUCACUGAGGUGGUGACGGUGGAGAAGGAGAACAAGAUCAUCAUCAGCUCCUGCAGACGCAUUCAGAGAGGAGAGGAGCUAUGCUACGACUACAAGUUUGACCUGGAAGAUGACCAGCACAAGAUCCCGUGUCACUGUGGAGCCGUGAACUGCCGCAAAUGGAUGAACUGAGAGCAUGGAGGCCUCUGGCGCACUGUGGGCGGAGUUAACAUGACAUCAUCACUGGUCUAUGGGCAGAGCUAGCAUGACACCAUAAUAAAACUGAUUAAUUAGAUCAGAGGAACUAAAGUUUAUACUUAAUUAAUUUACAAAUGGGACACAUUUAUAAUCUGGAGAGGGUGGAGUCUGUGCUGAUGGGGCGGAGCUUACUAAGAGGCUGGUCCUCACUGUAAAUUGGUUGUAAAUGUGAGUGUAAACACCACUGAAAUAAGCGAAUGUGUCGUCCUUUAACUUGCACUAAACAUUAAAUGACAAACACACACACACCUACCUGAUUCCACCGCUUGGUCCUCCCCUCUUCCUCCUCCUCAUCAGUUUCCUGUAAAAUAAGAGAUUUUUUUCUUUUUGUAUUUAUUAAUGAAUUAAGCUAUUUUCUAAAACUGCGGUGCAUUUGAGGUCCAGUGUGGCAGUGUGUAAAUAUCUGUACCAUAAGUAAAAAGUCAGACACAGAUUAGAGCACCCCCGCCCCCACUCCCUUGUGUGGACAGGCGUCUGUUACUUCACCCAGAGUUUAGGCUGCAGGCAUCUGCCGCCGUGUAAAUAUGAGGUUUAUUCAGGCUCUGCUGUGUACAGAUAGACGACAUGAAGCCUUGUCUCUGUUUUUUUUUAUUAAUGGAUGUAAACAAAGUGAUGUUUCUGGAAAAUAUGGUGAAUCUGAUUUAGAAUCAUUUACAGAAAAUAAAAUAUUUUACAUCUUAGAGAAA